ACGAUGUGGGUUACCAGCGGGAAUUUUUCGCGUAUGGCAAAGUGACGUGGCCACGAUUUGUUGCCAUUCGUUUGUGCAGUUAGGGUUUGUUUCUCUGCAAACAGACUACUACUACGUCAUUUCACAUCGAGUUUGAUUUCAAAAGAGAGAGUGACGAGGUUUUCAGCAAUGCUGACCAAGUUUGAAACAAAAUCGGCCAGGGUCAAAGGCCUCUGUUUCCAUCCGAAGCGGCCAUGGAUCUUGACCAGUUUACAUAAUGGCACUAUACAGCUCUGGGACUAUCGCAUGUGUACCAUGCUGGAAAAAUUUGAUGAGCACGACGGUCCAGUGCGUGGGAUUGGAUUUCACCAGCAGCAGCCGCUGUUUGUAUCUGGAGGUGAUGACUACAAGAUCAAAGUGUGGAACUACAAAUUGAAGAGAUGCCUUUUCACUCUACUUGGCCAUCUUGAUUAUAUCCGCACAGCAGUAUUCCAUCAUGAAUACCCAUGGAUUUUAAGUGCAUCUGAUGAUCAGACGAUCCGCAUUUGGAAUUGGCAGUCAAGAAAUUGUAUCCAUGUCUUGACUGGUCACAACCAUUAUGUGAUGUGCGCCAACUUUCAUCACAGUGAAGAUCUGGUUGUAUCUGCCUCCUUGGACCAGACAGUCAGAGUGUGGGAUAUCUCUGGUCUGCGUAAGAAGAAUGUUGCCCCCGGGCCGGGAGGCAUAGAGGACCAUGUCAAGUCUACCAUGACUCCUGACCUGUUUGGAUCCGCUGACGCUGUGGUCAAACACGUCUUGGAGGGUCACGAUCGAGGUGUCAACUGGGCCUGCUUCCAUCCCACUAUGCCACUGAUUGUUUCAGCCGCUGACGACCGCUACGUCAAACUGUGGAGGAUGAACGAUGCCAAAGCCUGGGAGGUAGACACCUGUCGAGGUCAUUAUAACAAUGUGUCUUGCGUGACCUUUCACCCUCGCCAGGAGCUGAUCCUGAGUAACUCGGAGGACAAGAGCAUCCGUGUUUGGGAUAUGUCGAAAAGAACAUGCAUCCAGACGUUCCGUCGUGACCAUGAUCGCUUCUGGGUCAUCUGCCCUCACCCAACCCUCAACCUGUUUGCUGCUGGACACGACAGCGGUAUGAUCGUCUUCAAGUUGGAGAGAGAGCGUCCAGCCUUCGCUGUCAACGGCAACAUCCUCUACUACGUCAAGGAGCGUUAUCUACGCAAGCUGGACUUCACUACCUCCAAGGAUACUGCUAUCAUGCAGCUACGAGGAGGUAGCAAGAGCCCAGUGUACAGCAUGUCUUAUAACCCUGCUGAGAAUGCUGUACUUGUCUGCACUCGGACCAGUAAUGUGGACAACAGUACCUAUGACUUAUACCAAGUCCCCAAAGAGAGCGACAAACAAAACCCUGACGCUCCUGAAGGAAAGAGGUCAUCUGGUCUGUCUGCCAUCUGGGUUGCAAGGAACCGCUUUGCCGUCAUGGACAGAACUCAUGCCGUCAUCAUCAAGAAUCUUAAGAAUGAGGUCACCAAGAAGGUUCAAACGCCGACCUGCGAUGAAAUCAUGUACGCCGGUACUGGCAUGCUACUGCUGCGCGACAAUGACAAUGUCACCAUGUUUGAUGUGCAGCAGAAACGCUCAGUUGGAACGGUGCGUAUCUCAAAGGUUCGCUACGCCAUCUGGUCAGCUGAUAUGUCCCACGUGGCUCUUCUUGGAAAGCACACGCUGGGAAUCUGUAAUCGGAAACUUGACAGCCUCUGCACAAUCCAUGAGAACAUCAGAGUGAAGAGUGGAGCUUGGGACGAGAGUGGAGUUUUCAUCUAUACCACUAGUAACCACAUCAAAUACGUCAUCAGUAAUGGGGAUCACGGCAUCAUCCGCACACUGGAUGUUCCUAUCUACAUCACCCGUGUCAAAGGUCAGAAUGUCUACUGCCUCGAUCGCGAAUGCCGCCCUCGCAUCCUGAGCAUCGACCCGACUGAGUUCAAGUUUAAGCUGGCGUUGAUCCAUCGCAAGUACGACGAGGUGCUGCACAUGGUGCGCACUGCUAAGCUGGUUGGCCAGUCCAUCAUUGCCUACUUGCAGAAGAAGGGAUACCCAGAGGUUGCGUUGCACUUUGUCAAGGAUGAGAAGACGCGCUUUGCUCUCGCUCUGGAAUGUGGGAACAUCGAGGUUGCCUUAGAAGCCGCCAGGGCCCUUGAUGAUAAGAGUUGCUGGGAGAAGCUUGGGGAGGCAGCCCUUCUACAAGGGAACCAUCAGGUGGUUGAGAUGGCUUACCAACGAACCAAGAACUUUGAUAAGUUGGCCUUUCUCUAUCUGAUCACUGGUAAUCUGGAGAAACUGCGCAAGAUGAUGAAGAUUGCCGAGAUUCGCAAGGACACCAGCGGUCAGUUUCAGUGUGCCAUGUAUCUGGGAGACGUUCAGGAACGAGUUAAGAUACUCCAAACCUGUGGACAGAAGGCUCUUGCUUACUUGACGGCCGCUACCCAUGGAAUGGCGGAAGAAGCAGAAGCACUCAAAGAAGAAUUCACUGAAGAUGAAAAGGUCCCUGAGAUCAAUUCCAACGCCCAGCUACUACAGCCUCCUCCCCCCAUCAAGCAGUCGGAGGACAAUUGGCCCCUCUUGACAAUGUCUAAGGGAUUCUUUGAGGGCGCCAUGCCCCGUGGGAAGGGUGGAGUGUCGAUGGUUGCCGAUGCCGAGAUGGAGAUGGAGGAGGAUGGUGGAUGGGGCGAGGAUGCAGAACUGGUUCUGGAUGGUGGUGAUGAGUUUGAAGAUGCUGAGAUGAUGGGAGGAGGAGAUGAUGAAGACGGAGGAUGGGACGUAGGAGAUGAUGAUUUGGAGCUUCCUGCUGACCUGGAGAUUGCUGGAGGUCCGAUGGCAGGCUCCGGGGAAGAGGGGUACUUUGUCCCUCCAGUAAAGGGUACCAACCAGGCUCAAGUCUGGUGCAACAAUUCCUCUCUACCAGUGGACCACAUACUAGCUGGUGCAUUUGAGUCUGCCACAAGGCUUCUUCAUGAGCAAGUUGGCGUGGUUGACUUCACCCCUUACAAGUCCCUCUUCAUGCAGACCUACGCCAGAGCAAGAACAGCGUACCUGGGUUUACCCAGCCUCCCCCCACUCAUGGGCUACCCGCACCGAAACUGGAAAGAGUCCGGUUCCCGAGGCGGUCUGGCAGCGGUCAGCCUAAAGCUUGGUCACCUGGUCCAGAGGCUACAAUCCGCGUAUCAGUUGACCACAUCGGGAAAGUUUGCCGAGGCGGCGGAACGCUUCCGAGUCAUUCUGCUCAGUGUUCCUCUACUGGUGGUGGACAACAAGCAGGAGAUAGCAGAGGCACAGCAGCUCAUCAACAUCUGCAAAGAGUACGUCUUGGGAUUGACGAUGGAGAUUUAUCGUAAGGAGCAGCCGAAAGGAAACCUGGACGAUCAGAAACGUAACUGCGAGUUGGCGGCCUACUUCACACACUGCAACCUGCAGCCUAUACACCAGGUUCUUACACUCCGUACAGCUCUCAAUCUCUUCUUCAAGCUCAAGAACUUUAAGACGGCGGCUUCGUUUGCUCGCAGACUCCUUGAGCUCGGCCCUAAGCCAGAAGUCGCUUCACAGACACGGAAGAUUCUAUUGGCGUGUGAGAAGAACCUUACGGAUGCACACAAGCUGAACUACGAUGAGCAUAACCCAUUCGACAUUUGUGCAGCAACCUAUAAGCCUAUAUACAGGGGAAAGCCAGUUGAGAAAUGUCCGCUGAGUGGGACCUGCUACCUGCCAGAGUUCAAGGGGUCAAUCUGCCGGGUCACUCAGGUCACGGAGGUCGGCAAGGACUGCCUGGGACUGCGAAUCAGUCCGAUUCAAUUCCGUUGAGUCAUCACUUCCAGACGAUGGCGAGACUUACAGAGCAAAAGUUGUUAAAGAUUUAAUUGAAUUCAGCUUCCUCUGAAUCCUGUACUUUAAAGUUUUUGUUUUUGUUUUUUUGUAAGAUGGUAAACAGGAAAAUGCAAUUGAGGUUCAACAUUAGUAAACAAAUCUUCUCUUUAGGAAUAGUAGAGCAAACUCGUGAAAAAAAAAAACCCAGAUUUUGGGGGCACUUCUUUUAAAGAGGAAACACUGUGUUUGGGUUUGAUGGGGGGGGGUACUUGCUGCCACAUACAGUAUAUUGGCCUCGUAUAUUUUGACCAAACUGAAUGUUGCACUGAGGCGAUGACUUUGAAGUUGUCUUCAUGAUACAGUUUACAAAGUUGGGAGAAUCCACUUCUGUUUUUGUUUCAUCCUUCGAAUUAUAUUAAUCUAUUGAAUGAACUGUGUUUCAUCCUUCGAAUUAUAUUAAUCUAUUGAAUGAACUGUGUAAAGAAAUACUGGGGUUUUGUCGAGUGAAAUGUAUCUUGCAGACUGUGUGUUUGACGAGACUGUACUAAAAAUAGUUCAAUGCCAGAUGAGUUGUGUUGAUUUUAAAAUUAAAACAUGACCAAUACACGCUUGAUGCCCUUGGUAAAGUGUAGCUCAUUAGGUGUAAAUUUGCCCUGGAACAUUUCAAGGGGCACCAAGGCGGAUGGUGGUAAUCGCCUCUGUUGCCCCCCAUGAAUUACCGGGCCUCCCAAUCUUCGUCUUGAAUCUUCAGUUGUAGAGAAAUUCCAAAUCUAGCUUGUAGAUUUUGGCAAACUUUAAUCUAUUUAACCACACCCAGGCCUGGAAUUUCAACAUAGAAAGGGCAACGCUGUUUGUAUUUUGAAAAGAACACCUCCUUUGGAAAAUCUUAAAUCAAUGGGAAAUUUUUGAAGGGGCACCAAGGCCAAUACCAGGGAAGUGGAGGGCAUGGCAUGGCUGUAAUUCCAGGCCUGCACAACUGUAUUUGUUUAUCUCUACAAAUAACAAGCCAUAGUUUUUUUGUAUUAAUGUUGCCCAAACAAAACAAAUAUAUAUUUAACUUAUACUUUAAGGUGUUGCCAGCUUGUAGGGUUAAAGCGCUUAUUAUCGGGUACCCUUUAUCUACUUUUUCUUUAAACAAGUGUAUUUGCUUUGAAGUAAAAUUCAACGAGGAGACAGUCGGUAUUUCCCUCACUUAGCAUGUGGCUGGUAACCCAUUUCUGCUAAGCAAGAUUUGUCUCUGCUCAGCAGAUUUGUGUUGAUGGCUGCUCUAUUGAAUGUACUCAUGUCAAUAUUAUGAAUAACUGUGAUUGAAAAUGACUUCUGCAUUAUCUGUAAUAAAGGAAAAGCUCACUAUGACUGCAUCCUUAA
This is a messenger RNA of Asterias rubens (European starfish), 5208 nucleotides long. RefSeq names its product coatomer subunit alpha-like. Gene Ontology annotation, biological process: retrograde vesicle-mediated transport, Golgi to endoplasmic reticulum; intracellular protein transport; intra-Golgi vesicle-mediated transport. The transcript is spliced from 29 exons. Bases 169 to 3837 code for a protein of 1222 amino acids. The record is from RefSeq and is a predicted model, not a curated record. Gene Ontology annotation, cellular component: COPI vesicle coat. Lineage: Eukaryota; Metazoa; Echinodermata; Asteroidea; Forcipulatida; Asteriidae. Gene Ontology annotation, molecular function: structural molecule activity; protein binding.